GCUGGGACUGUAAACCAAAAGCCACAGGAAUCUGUAAGCCCACUGGGCACCACAGAGGCAGAGGGGUGAUGAGCGAGAGGCGAGUGGCCGUGGACUUGCCCGUCAGCACCAGCUCCAGCAUGCCCCUCCAGAGGCGCCGGCCGUCCCUCAGGGGGCCACGGUCAUCAUCCUCCCUGGAUAGCCCCCCAGCCUCCAGGACCAAUGCCAUGAGUGGCCUCGUCCGAGCUCCCGGGGUCUAUGUAGGGACGGCGCCCAGUGGGUGCAUAGGUGGCCUGGGUGCCCGUGUGACCCGCCGGGCCCUGGGCAUCAGCAGCGUCUUCCUACAGGGCCUGCGGAGCUCAGGCCUGGCCACCAUGCCCACUCCAGGUUUGGAGAGGGACCACGCUACUGUGGAGGACCUUGGGGGCUGCCUGGUGGAAUAUAUGGCCAAAGUGCAUGCCCUCGAGCAAGUCAGUCAGGAGCUGGAAACGCAGCUGCGGAUGCACCUGGAGAGCAAGGCCACGCGCUCGGGCGGCUGGGGCGCCCUCCGGGCCUCCUGGGCCAGCAGCUGCCAGCAGGUGGGUGAGGCAGUCUUGGAAAAUGCCCGGCUCAUGCUGCAGAUGGAGACUAUCCAGGCGGGUGCGGAUGACUUUAAAGAGAGAUUUGAAAAUGAGCAGCCAUUUCGAAAGGCAGCGGAAGAGGAAAUUAACUCUCUGUAUAAAGUCAUUGAUGAAGCUACUUUGACAAAAAUGGAUCUGGAGGGUCAAAUAGAAAGCCUGAAAGAAGAGCUCGGCUCUCUGUCAAGGAACUAUGAAGAGGAUGUGAAGGUGCUGUACAAACAGUUGGCAGGGUCUGAGCUGGAACAAAUGGAUGUCCCCAUUGGCACUGGUCUGGAUGACAUCCUUGAGACGAUCAGAAUUCAGUGGGAGAAAGAUGUGGAAAAGAACCGGGUGGAGGCAGGAGCCCUGCUGCAAGCUAAGCAACAGUCGGAGGUGGCCCACACGGCCCAGACCCAGGAAGAGAAGCUGGCUGCUGCCCUCAGGGUGGAGUUACACAACACGUCGUGCCAAGUCCAGAGCCUCCAGGCUGAGACCGAAUCCUUACGGGCCCUGAAACGAGGCCUGGAGAACACCCUGCACGAUGCCAAGCACUGGCACGACAUGGAGCUGCAGAACCUGGGCGCCGUGGUGGCCCGGCUGGAGGCGGAGCUCGGCGAGAUCCGCGCGGAGGCCGAGCAGCAGCAGCAGCAGCGCUCGCACCUGCUGGCGCGCAAGUGCCAGCUGCAGAAGGACGUCGCGUCCUACCACGCCCUGCUGGACAGGGAGGAGAGCUGCUGAUGGAGAAACUUCCCCUUCUCAUGAAGAAAAUGCUACCUUCCUCACCAACUGACCCGUGAAGUCGCCCGAGCGGCUUUCCCCUGAGCUUCAGCCCCUGCUGGAUUCCCUAGUUGAUUCAGCCUGGGCUGAAAAGCUUCCUGGAUUGGAGAGGGUCCUUCUGCUUUAAUUUGAGUAGUCUGUAGCUUGAGCAACCUCCCUUGUCCCCCCGCAAAUAAAUGCUUUGUGUGCAGCUUCCA
Lemur catta (Ring-tailed lemur) is the source of this 1552-nucleotide messenger RNA. RefSeq names its product beaded filament structural protein 2 (gene BFSP2). Gene Ontology annotation, molecular function: structural molecule activity. The record is from RefSeq and is a predicted model, not a curated record. Gene Ontology annotation, biological process: intermediate filament organization. Lineage: Eukaryota; Metazoa; Chordata; Mammalia; Primates; Lemuridae. Gene Ontology annotation, cellular component: intermediate filament. The transcript has 7 exons. Bases 69 to 1316 code for a protein of 415 amino acids.